AUGAGUAGUUUAACCCAGAGAAUAUUACUGGGAGAAUUUGAUGGAUCUUCCUCCGAUGACGAUGAGAUUGCAAUGGCGCAAUUGAUCAUGACCAGGCAGUACCGAAAAUUCCAAAGAAGACGCCAACACGGAGGUCAUGUUGGUUUUACGAGUGGUCGAGCCUGGAUCCCCCGUGAUAGAGUUUCUACCGACCAACGACUCAAUGCUGAUUACUUUUGUGAGUAUCCGCUCUAUGACGAAAAGUUGUUUCGGCAAUAUUUUCGAAUGAGUCGACCCUUAUUUUACAAGAUCUUGGGUAAACUCCAACAAUAUGACACGACGUUCGUCCAAAGAAAUGAUGCGGCGGGAGUUACAGGUUUUUCUGGUAUCCAAAAGAUGACAGCAGCUCUGAGGAUGAUGGCAUACGGGACGCCUGUUGAUAGUCUUGAUGAGUAUCUCAAGAUUGGGGGAAGUACAACAGUUGACUCCUUUCAAAGCUUCUGUAGAGGUGUUAUCUCAAUUUUUGAAGCAGAAUACCUGAGAAAACCAAAUGAAGCAGAUACUGCAAGGCUCCUACAUGUGGGCAAUCAACGUGGUUUUCCUGGAAUGAUAGGCAGCUUGGAUUGUCUGCAUUGGCAAUGGGACAAAUGUCCAACUGCUUACCAUGGCUUCUUCAGCGGCCGCAGCGGAAAACCCACUAUCGUACUUGAAGCAGUUGCAUCGUAUGAUUUGUGGAUUUGGCAUGCUUUCUUUGGCAUGUCUGGGUCAUUUAACGAUAUCAACGUGCUUGAUCAAUCUCAUCUCUUUGAUGAUCUCAGUGCCGGUCGUGCCCCUCCAUCCCAUUUUGUCGUUAACGGUAGUCAGUACGACAUGGGAUACUACCUUGUGAUACCGGGGCUGGAACAGAAGGGAAAUCUGGAAAUCUUGGGUGGAACCGAAGGGAAAUCUGCUGGAAAUCUUGAGAAUCAGUUGGGUGAUGUCGUCAAGAAUCGGGGUCGAAGAUGCACCUGGUUUUACAUCCCCAUUGGGAUGCUCUUAGUGAAUCUAGAAAUAUUUGACGUGGUAAGUGAUGAGGAGAACAGUGUACACGGGUCAAUUAUUUAG
Messenger RNA from Rhododendron vialii, 1083 nucleotides. RefSeq lists its product as uncharacterized. The record is from RefSeq and is a predicted model, not a curated record. The transcript is spliced from 3 exons. Bases 1 to 1083 code for a protein of 360 amino acids. NCBI's taxonomy places the organism in Eukaryota, Viridiplantae, Streptophyta, Magnoliopsida, Ericales, Ericaceae.